ACAUAAUCGAAUUGUUGCGCAGGACGUUAACUUGGCUCGCAAGAUAAAAGAAAAAUAGGUGUAUGUUCACUUUCACAUGAGUUAGUGACUCAGUACAGUACAGUUCACUUCUAUAUUAUUUAAAAAUUUCAUCAAAUAUAUAUUUUUAAAUUUAUCUAAUAUUUUUCGCAAUAUUUUUCAGGCAGUAUAAAUUUGGAGAUAAUUAUUUUCAUUAUUUAAUUAAUAAAACAAUGCCGUCAUCAAAAAAUAAUAAUUGUAUGAUAAAAGAUGAAAAUAGUACAACAAAAAUUGAAAAUAAUGAUGAGAGACAAUUUUAUAAACCAACAAUCAAAUGGCUGGAUCUUACUGCUCAAAUAUUUAUCCAUGCUGGAGCUAUUUAUGGAUUAUAUCUCAUGUUUAUACAGGCAAAACUACUUACAUCAUUUUGGGCAUUUUUUGUUGUUUAUGCAAGUGGAUUCGGAAUCACGGCUGGUGCACAUAGACUCUGGUCACACAGAGCUUACAAAGCUAAAUGGCCAUUAAGACUUAUUCUCAUAAUAUUAUUUACCAUAUCUGGACAGAAAGAUGUACAUGCUUGGGCACUUGAUCACAGAGUUCAUCAUAAAUACAGUGAAACAGAUAGUGAUCCUCACAAUGUCAAGAGAGGCUUUUUUUUUGCACAUGUUGGAUGGCUUAUUUUGACACCACAUCCUGAUGUUGUUGAAAAAAGAAAAAAUGUUGAUUUAAAAGAUCUUGAUGCUGAUCAAAUUGUCAUGUGGCAAAAAAGAUUGUAUAUACCACUAUUUGGUUUAUUAACAAUUGGACUACCUGUUUUUCUACCAGUUUAUUAUUGGAAUGAAGAUAUUUGGACGUCAUUUUGGGUUAAUUUUAAUUUUAGAUUUUGUGUUACAUUAAAUAUGGCUUUUUUUGUAAAUAGUGCUGCACACAUGUGGGGUGGACGACCUUAUGAUAAAAACAUAACACCAACUGAAAAUUUAACAGUUUCAAUUGCAACACUUGGUGAAGGUUGGCAUAAUUAUCAUCAUGUUUUUCCAUGGGAUUAUAAAACAAGUGAACUUGGUGAUUAUUCAUUAAAUAUAACAACUGGUUUUAUUGAUGCAUUUGCAAAUAUUGGAUGGGCAUAUGAUCGUAAAUAUGUUUCAUCAAAAAUGAUAAAACAUAGAGCAACAAAAAAUGGUGAUGGUAGUUAUAAUAAAAAUAUAUGGGGAUAUGGUGAUAAGGAUAUUACAACAGAAGAUCAUCAGGAACUUGAAAAAAUGCUUGAUUAAAAUGCAUCAUGAUAAUUUUUAAUUUAUAUAUUUUUUAAUAAAAUUAAAAUUGAGUGUCUCAUUUAAUUAUAAAUUUAAAAUUUCAUCAUUUUUACUACAACAAAAAUAAUAAUUCUAUUGACAAGUAUUUUUCAAAAUAUAUAAUUGAAUAAAUAAAAUAUUAACGUAGUUAAAAUAUAUGUUAUCAUUUGUUUUUUUUUUUUACAGUCAUUGAUGAUAAAUAUAAUUAUUAAAGUAUAGAACAUUUAAAUGAAACACAUGGAUAUAUUACAUCUAUUGAUUCUGAUGAUGACUUCCAAGUUUUACUUUUGCUAUCUGCCUCACACAAAAUGUUCUGUAAUUAAAUGUAAAAUUAAAUAAUAAAUAUUUUGUAAACUUUGUUAAAUUUUAAAUAUAUAAAAAAAA
This is a messenger RNA of Aphidius gifuensis, 1673 nucleotides long. Its product is annotated as acyl-CoA Delta-9 desaturase-like. The transcript has 7 exons. The record is from RefSeq and is a predicted model, not a curated record. Gene Ontology annotation, biological process: unsaturated fatty acid biosynthetic process. Gene Ontology annotation, molecular function: iron ion binding; stearoyl-CoA 9-desaturase activity. Gene Ontology annotation, cellular component: endoplasmic reticulum membrane. Bases 231 to 1268 code for a protein of 345 amino acids. Lineage: Eukaryota; Metazoa; Arthropoda; Insecta; Hymenoptera; Braconidae.